Caenorhabditis bovis is the source of this 648-nucleotide messenger RNA. NCBI's taxonomy places the organism in Eukaryota, Metazoa, Nematoda, Chromadorea, Rhabditida, Rhabditidae. The record is from the annotation of a GenBank genome assembly.
AUGAGCAUCAACCUUCUCAUCAUCGGUGUUCUACUUCAAGUGCUCGCCACUCAUCAGACGCUCCUUCCCAACAUGGAGGAGAAACUGGCGCUCGGAGAGGGGGGCAUUAUUUGCCCGCCUGAUAUCAAGACGUACACACGUCUGAAUGGUGUGAAAUGGUGUGGCCGAAUCUACCCAUUACAAAUGACCUACGAUGGUGCCAAAAACAUAUGCGAAUGGUUUGGAGGCACGCUGACGGGAUUCGAUAACGCCGCUCAACGAAAGAUCGCAGCUGAUAACGCCAAGAAAACGCUUACGCAAAUGGGACUGACUUCCGGCGCUUUUUGGAUCGGAGCAUACCGAAAGAAGGAGUGCCAAGUGUCGAAUUGGAAGAAAGUCAAAGCCUGCUUGCCGGCUGAGAAGAACUCAUUUGAAUGGAUCGACGGAAACACCACGUCGACCGACGGAUUCAACUUCCGCAAAGGACAGCCCGAUUAUAACAUGGGCAAUCAGAACGCCGUUUAUAUGGUUGUUGGUGAAGACGUUGUUGAUCGAUACGGAGUAUGGAAAAACGAGGAAAUGGAUGAUGUGCGUGCGGAUCUGAUCAAAAAUCCGAGAUCGCCUGGAAGAAACAUCGUAGGAUUCAUCUGCGGAUUUCCCGCACUCUAA